Messenger RNA from Condylura cristata (star-nosed mole), 4106 nucleotides. It is a transcript of the gene UNC119B, whose product is annotated as unc-119 homolog B (C. elegans). The record is from RefSeq and is a predicted model, not a curated record. The coding region runs from base 1 to 759 and encodes 252 amino acids. The transcript has 5 exons. Gene Ontology annotation, molecular function: lipid binding. Lineage: Eukaryota; Metazoa; Chordata; Mammalia; Eulipotyphla; Talpidae. Gene Ontology annotation, cellular component: cilium. Gene Ontology annotation, biological process: cilium assembly; lipoprotein transport; nervous system development.
AUGAACGGGUCCAACCCGAAGGCUGCGGCCGCAGGCUCGGCGGCCGGGCCCGGAGCGCUGGUGGCUGGCAAAGAGGAGAAGAAGGCGGGCGGCGGCGUCCUGAAUCGGCUCAAGGCGCGGCGGCAGGCGCCCCAUCACGGGCCCGACGACGGCAUCGGUGCAGCGGUCACGGAGCAGGAGCUGCUGGCCCUGGACACCAUCAGGCCAGAGCACGUCCUGCGCCUCAGCCGAGUCACGGAGAAUUAUUUAUGUAAACCCGAAGACAACAUCUACAGUAUUGAUUUUACCCGCUUCAAAAUUCGAGAUUUGGAGACAGGGACAGUACUAUUCGAGAUUGCCAAACCUUGUGUUUCAGACCAGGAGGACGACGACGACGAGGAGGAGGAGGGUGGAGACGUGGAUAUCAGCGCGGGACGAUUCGUUCGCUAUCAGUUCACACCAGCAUUUCUGCGCCUCCGGACAGUCGGGGCUACGGUGGAGUUCACAGUAGGAGACAGACCUGUGACUAACUUCCGGAUGAUCGAACGGCACUACUUUCGGGAACGCUUGCUGAAAAACUUUGACUUUGAUUUCGGCUUCUGCAUCCCCAGCAGUAGGAACACAUGUGAACAUAUCUAUGAGUUUCCCCAGCUCUCUGAGGAUGUCAUUCGUUUGAUGAUUGAAAAUCCUUAUGAGACUCGUUCUGACAGCUUCUACUUUGUUGACAACAAGCUGAUAAUGCACAACAAGGCCGAUUAUGCCUAUAAUGGAGGCCAGUAACCGCUGCAGGAGUGAAGAGGGGCAGUGCUUUGCUGUGGCCAAAGGUCCUGGCACGUGGAGGUGACUGACACUGCUGAUGGUGAACUCGUCUGGAACUGGCCUCGGCAGCCCCGGCUGGGUGACGGUUUCCUGUGCUCCCAGAGAGGUGCCAAGCAGGGCUGUGUUUUCUCCCCAGUAUUUUUUCUUCCCUCCCCCCCCCCAUCCGUUUGGUCGCAGAGGUACUGUAAUGAAGUGAAAGGUUAGGAUUAGACUGUUGGGAUCCAGAUCUUAAAAAAGUUUAUUUUCAUGUCAUUCUAGCUGCCUGCUGGUGGCCUUGGCGAGCUUCGGUCUCCCCGGUGUCUGUGCUGGGCUGAGACGGCCCUGCCGGCUGCCCGUAGGUUAGCAGCUCCGGUAGGUGCUAGGUGCUGUGAAAGCUGACAGCCAGGCUCCUCCCGGGCAGCUCCCGCUCUCAUCCGAUGUUGCCAUCAGCACAAACUGACCUCCGCCUGUGCAUCAUCCUAAACCAAUCAGGAAGAAACUUGAAACGGGGAGGAGGAGAAGAGUGGGGUCAAUGCGGAGCCCCGGUGCUGGUAAGGCUGCCCAGCCACAGGACUCCUUUGCGGGGGGCCGGCUUCUCUGUCCCACUUCCAGGCCCUCAGUCAGUGCCGUGGGACUGCAGCAAGGUUCAGCCUGGCAGUGUUUUCCUGUUCCUGUUCUGGAGGAAAGCUGAGCUUGCUCUGCUGCUCUUGGCUCCCAGUUUUGAGUACCCCCAGCAAUAGAAUGUGACAGUUUUCUCUUGCAACAAUAGUAUCUCCCAAGGCCAGAGCAGUCUUCAUUGUGUUUUGUCCUUGGUUUCUAGACUGCUCUUGGGAGGGUUUUAUGCAGCGCAGUGGGGCUGCUAGCGUUGACAUGUGGUUGAUGUCUGGCAGCACUAAGGGUGCCCAGGGCGGCUCUGCCUCCUAUCAGGCAGGGCGAGCCCACAGGACAGCCUGGAGGGUUGGCUGUUGGUGGGGAUUUGCUUCUGAAAUUCUUUGUAGUUUUCUCAUUGAGGAUGAUUUUCCUCUCUGCCUUUUUACUAGUUUCUGGGAACAUCCUGAAGGACUCAGCCUAAGUAAUGCAUAUUUUUCUGAUCUUUCAAACAGCUAGCUUGGCAUUUUUUGGAAGGGGUGACAUAGGCAGAGGUCAGACAGCUGUGUUCUCAGAAGAGCUCCCUUGCACAUCUGUGGGCUUCUUUGUCCUCAGGCCGUUACUGGAAAGACCUUUGCCGCCUCUAGCCUGUGUUUGUCUGACUGUGGGUGGCUGUAGGUGUUCAGCCCAAACUCCUCCGGUAAGACUUGCUGUGGCCGGGAUUUGGCUAUGAUGGAAAGGUAGCCUAGGGUCCUGGGUGUGUGAUGAUAGUCCCUGGGAGGUGUCACAGUAGCGACAGGAGAGCUGUCCUCCAGGGUGCUGGGGAAGGGCCGUGGGGCCAGGAAAGAAACCCCUGCGCAUUCACUGAAGAGGUGUCCCUUCCCGUUUGCAUCCUGGAGGAGUGACCAGUGUUUUGUGCUGGCCGAUGCUGGCAGCCUUUCACAGAGCAAGCCCUAAAUUACCCUGUGUGCUGGCACUGGAUCCGACACUGAGGCAGAGGGGAGGCCACGUGCCCUGGUUAUUCACCACCAGCCCGGUGAAUCUCAGAACUGGAGUCCACGCCUAAUCCCGGUGCCUUAAGUGAGGCCCUGCUGCACACGCUGCUGCGCGGGGCGCUGCCUUGCCCCCUUCUCCCCCCCGUCCCCCUCUGCAGCAGGCAUCAGCUCUGCCCCUGUACCUUCUGGGUCUCCUCGUGGCUUGUCUCACGUAGGCUGGCUCGGGUGGUGUUCAGAAUACCCCUUCUUUCUGCGGCAGAGCCUCUGUGGAGGGUGUCUGCUGUUUAAUCAUUAGCUGGGGUGUGGCUUCUGGAGCUGCCCAGAGUUUUGCUCCGUGGUGCAGACUGUGUCCUUUAGGCCGGUGGACUCUCUUACCCACAGUGUUAACUUUUGCAUGGAGGAGCCCAGGAGAGCAGGGGGCCAGGCGCUGACCUUGAGAGUGCCGUCUCCUCUCCCCUCGCUUGCCUGGAGGCCGCCCGGGGGCCAAGUUCUCCAUCAGGCCCAGCAGGGCAGGGUUCGCCACCUUCUGCGCCUGAAAGUCCUGUGCUCUGUCUCUGGGCCUGCAUGCGUGUUUCUGGCUACUCAGGACAUCUGGAGAAGUAUUACCCCUCUGGAGUGUUAACCAGGAUGAGCUUGAAAUUCAAACUUUUUAUAGUGAAUUGGGGAGGGAAUAGGAAGUCUUACUUUUUCUGAAAAUAAUAGAACCAAAUCAGACGUUGAAUCAGGAGGCCAUUCUGUUAUGAAAACUGGAUUAUUCAUAGCUGUUACCUUGUGGGUGAUAAGUGCAAGGAAAAGAACUCCUCGGGUGGGGAAACCACCCCCCUGUGUAGUGCUGGCAUCUGAGGGGUGACUCCUGCAGGGAGCACGUUCCAGCAGACUGGUGGGUCCAACCUGGUGUGUGUGUGGGGGGGCUGCUGCCGUGCCCCUUGCCUGGCUUGUUGCUUGCUGUGCCUCGGAGACUCUGGGAGAGCGCCUCUCUUCCCCUUAGCCUUGGGCUUCUCCAAGGACAGCCUGGUUUAUUUCAUCCUGUUUUCUGAAAAGCAGACAGGAAGUAACAACCAAAAGCAGUUUUGGGCCCCAGUAGGUUGCCUCUCCUGCGGCCCCCUGUGGAGGCAGCAGUGUUUCCGAGGACCCCUGGCCGGACACCUGGCCGUCUGGGCAGGGGUGAGGGGACGGUGGGGCCGACUACAGGCUGUGCCUAAUGUACAAGCCCCGGGAGACUUGCCUUAUUGUGUCCUGCCCCCCUGCUAGACCCCCAGGGCACCCUUCUGUGAAGUCACUUUCUUCUGGUGGCCUUUGUCACCAUGGCGUCAGUGAGGUUUGGGGAGUGGGCAUAAUCCGCCCAAAAAUCACAGCACGCACUUCUCACCUUCUUGCUGGGGGGGUUGUGGUGCAGAGGGUGCCUGUGCCUGAGGUAGGCACCUCAUUGUCAAGUCACUUGUCAACAACAUUCCAUUCACAGAGCAUCCUAGCCACAAGAAGGGUCUGGUGGAGGUUGACUUACCCCUUGUUUUACAAAGGAUCAUGUAAAGUCAUUGAAGUUGUGAAAGUCUAUUUUUUUCCCUGUAAUUCUAUUUUUCACAGAAUAUAAGGAACAUCAAUGACCUGAUCUGUUGCCCUUCUCUUUCCCCUUCACCUGAGAUCCUCAUUCCAGUUUGUAUUAUCUUUGUGUCUAAAGUAAACUAGGUGACUUAUUUGUAUAAAAUGUUAUUUUGCCACAAGAAAUCAUAAUAAAAAAAGAUUUUC